CGCACAGCGGCUACUCUGUUUGUGUCAUGGCGCUGCGCGGAGGAGCUCUGCGCUUCCCACUGCUAGCCAGGAGAUGUAGCUUCUCCAAGUUCACCUCGUUUGUCAGCGCUCGGCCGUUGUCUGAAAGCGUGUCAUCUAAACCAGUAACGUCCAGUGCCCAAGACCCCGCGGGCGACCAUAUAAUCUACACACAAGAGCACUUUGCAUUAAAGGAGUCCCUCAGAAAGCUCAUCGACCAGGAAAUCAACCCUCAUGUGGAUCAGUGGGAAGCAGAAGGGAAGUUUCCAGCCCACAAAGUCUUCAAGAUCUUAGGAAGUGCCGGCUUUCUAGGAGUCAACAAACCCGUUGAGUAUGGAGGCUUGGGACUUGACUUCAGCUACAGCGUGGCAGUGUCAGAGGAGCUGGGAAACAUCCGCUGCGGAGGCAUCCCCAUGGCCAUCGGUGUACAGACCGACAUGACUACUCCGGCACUGGCCAGGUUCGGUUCAGAGGAGCUCAAGAAAGAGUUCCUCCUUCCGUCCGUCAUGGGGGACAAAGUGGCCUGCCUUGGAGUUAGUGAAGUCGGAGCUGGAUCCGAUGUCUCAAGCAUCAAGACCAAAGCGGUGAGGAAAGGGGAUGAGUACGUGAUCAACGGGGGAAAGAUGUGGACCACCAACGGCACCCAGGCCGACUGGAUGUGUCUCCUCGCCAACACCAGCGACGGACCGCCCCACAGGAACAAAUCUCUCAUCUGUAUGCCCAUGAACCUGCCAGGAGUGCAAAUCGCACGCAAGAUUGAUAAGCUGGGCAUGUGGUCAUCAGACACGGCUGAAGUGUUUUUCGAUGACGUCCACGUGCCCUGUAAGAACAUAAUCGGCGAGGAAGGCAUGGGCUUCACAUAUCAGAUGCUUCAGUUCCAGGAAGAGCGGCUGUGGGCGGUGGCCAAUGUCCUGACCACGAUGGACACCAUCAUCCAGGAGACCAUCCAGUACACGCGGCAGAGGAAGAUCUUCAAGCAGCCGGUGCUCUACCACCAGGCCGUUCACUUCAGGUUGGCAGAGCUGCAGACGGAGGUGGAGCUGCUCCGCUCCCUCCUCUACCGUGCUACAGCAUUGUACAUCAAAGGCAACGAUGUCACCAAACUGGCAUCCAUGGCCAAGUUAAAAGGGGGCCGCCUGGCCAGAGAAGUGAGCGACAGCUGUCUCCAGUUCUGGGGAGGGAUGGGAUUCACCAGUGAUGUGCUGGUCAGCAGAUUUUACAGGGAUUCCAGGUUGAUGUCGAUUGGUGCAGGAGCUGAUGAGGUCAUGCUGGGAAUCAUUUCCAAGUACAUGGACAUUCUACCUAAGAAGUGAUGUCAUCGGUGGCUGCCCACGCAACUGAUAUUUUGCUUGGAAAAAUAGAACGGAUCACCUAAGUGCAGAUAUAUUUUAACAAUUUGACCUCUUCAGCAUAUGAGGAUGUUUUUCAUUUUGCCUUUGAUUGUUGUAACGACACCGUAUGCCGUCCUCAAAACUGCUCCAAACACUCAGAAGAGUGAAGCUGUACAGUUUAGGCAUCAUUGUGUUUCUUUUAAAAGACUUUGUAGAAAAAGAUUUUUGUAGAAUGGAUGACAAAAAAAAUAAUGUGAAUAAAAAUGGUUGUUGUGUAAAGUAAAUAUCCAGCUCAGGUUCAUCGUAGUGUCCAUGUGUAAAUGACAGAUUUAUACAGCUGUGUAGAAACAUCUACAGCACAUUCUAUAUGUGAGAAAGUAGCAUAAACUCGUACUAGCCAAGUCGGUGCAUAAAAUUUGUUUAUUUACAUUAACAUUUUUACAACACAGUUAAGACAAUGAAGUAUUCUGCUAUUGUUUUCAUGGCUGUGAAAUAAUGUCCAUUCAUUAUUUAAAGCCAAUCCACUACAUUGUGUGUUUAAUGUAUAAUUCUAUAAAUUAAGUUGAAUAAUAAACUACUAACAGUUG
This is a messenger RNA of Mugil cephalus (flathead mullet), 1936 nucleotides long. RefSeq lists its product as uncharacterized. The transcript has 9 exons. The coding region runs from base 27 to 1331 and encodes 434 amino acids. Gene Ontology annotation, molecular function: flavin adenine dinucleotide binding; acyl-CoA dehydrogenase activity. The record is from RefSeq and is a predicted model, not a curated record. Gene Ontology annotation, biological process: fatty acid beta-oxidation using acyl-CoA dehydrogenase. NCBI's taxonomy places the organism in Eukaryota, Metazoa, Chordata, Actinopteri, Mugiliformes, Mugilidae.